Molecule: messenger RNA, 3214 nt
Organism: Hymenoscyphus albidus
Lineage: Eukaryota; Fungi; Ascomycota; Leotiomycetes; Helotiales; Helotiaceae
Source: the annotation of a GenBank genome assembly
ACUUUCAUAACGCGACGAAUUUUCUCAACCACGCGCAAUUGCUCGCAUUGCUGCUUAAUACCAAUACAUUGGAGGUCCUGAGCAUGGAAUUACGCAUCACGACUACGGCCACACAGAACGACAAUAAUUUGCACUAUUUAUAACCUACCGAUACCAAUACCAAUACCACCACCACCGAUCUAAUCCCCAACCCCCAAUUAAUUCGCUAUGGCUGCCGCAUCCCCAACCCCCAUGGGCUCCUCCCAUUUUGGCUCCCUCGUUCGACGACCUUCUUCACGACAAGCGCCCUCGUGGAAACAGUCCUCACGAAUACAGACAUCGAGGCCUACAGCGGCUGCGGAAAGUCAUGCGCGAACCUAUUCCAUGGACAGUUCGGACGAUGAAAUUCCGGUUCCCAUGGUGCUAAGCGCUCUAACAAAUGCAUUGCUCAAUGAUGGGGGACCGACCGAGGCACAGUCACCCCCAAAGCCGUCACGAAGAAGCGCGUCUCCCAGCGAGGAGCACAGAUUUCGAAGGUCGGGAAGCAUUGCUCACGAACGAGGUUCGGGUUCGCCUGGUGCAUAUCCACGGAGGGUUGUGCGAUUGAGUGGCGGAACGCCCUCUUCUUUUCGCAGAUCAGGUUCCCACCAACUUGGCUCGAGAAAGAAUAGCGAACAGCCAUCCGCUGUCGAAGCUGAAAGUCCAGUCGACCUGGAAACACCGGCACCAGCUGUAAGAACAGUACGACUACCCGCGACCGCAAAUGGCAGCCAUGGCAGUCAUGGUAGCCACGGCUCCUCCUUCCGAGGCUCGUCGAGUAAACUCUCGAGUAGGACAGACUCGGCUGGUCGCAGUGAGCGGGAGGCCUCUGCAUCGCAGGAACACCCAGGAACAGUGGCAAGAUCACAAUUCGCUGCCAGUCAAGGGAGCGUGUCGAGGUAUGGGUCUUCAACAAUUGGGCGCAGGAGACUAGGAGAGGACGCUGGGCUACAAAGCUCGAUGCGCAGUAGGCAAGUGACGGGAAUGCUGUUGCGCGGUCCAGUACGAAGGGGAAAGCGUCGAACAGACGAUGAGGAACAGAGUCCAGUGGAUGAGGACGGGGAGGGGUUGCAUGGGUCAAGAUCAAGUCAGGAACCUCAAAGUCAGCAAUCACAACAAGAAUCACAGAGCCCAGAGCCAUCAUUCACUCAGGAUGCCGAACCAAACCGUGCUUCUCUAUAUUCAUCCACCUACAGAGAUUUUGCGUCAGGAAGCCCUGUAGCUUCAAGCCGACAGGACUCCAAGGACAUCCUCGGCUCCGUACUCAAAUCCAGAUCACCGCCACCUACUUUGGAUAGUGCUGAGAGAGAAAGUUCAGAUGAGAGGCCCCCACUAAAACCAGUCCAACAACCGGCUCAGCCUAUUUUCAAAGUACCAGCACCACGGCCAGCUCUGCCUUCAGCACAUGACCAAGAAAACGAAGCUCCACCAACAUUCAAAAGGAAUAAGCAGGAACCUAUGAUUGUUACCGAGAAGCCUUUACGACCUGAAAGUAGGGACUCAGAAGCCGUACUCCAACAAGUUACUACAUCUCCAUCUAGACAUGCCUUGGCGCAUCGAAGUCAAAAUACUCCACGGAGACCAGCACCACCACCUCCCAAAAUGUCAAUCAUUGAUACGGCUACCAGAACUGCUGGAGCAGCUACGACUUCAGGUGCUGGUGCAAGGAGGAAUCGCGUAAAGAUCAAUGGAAAGAUAUUUACAAGAUUAGAUGUUGUUGGUCGUGGGGGUAGUGCCCGAGUAUACAGGGUUAUGGCAGAAAACUCGGCAAUGUUUGCUUUGAAGAAAGUCAAUCUAGAGGAUGCUGACGAAUCAGCUGUCAUGGGGUUCAAAGGGGAGAUCAAGCUGCUUGAGAAGUUAACGGGUGACGAUCGAGUAAUUCAACUCAUUGAUUAUGAGGUGAAUGAUGACAAAGGGGUUCUCAGUGUGGUAAGUGAUACAUAUCUUCAAGGUCUGCUGUUCACUUUAUUAACAAAGCACAGCUUAUGGAACUUGGUGAAUUGGAUCUGAAAAAGAUGAUGGAUAUUCGAAAUAAGAACGAGCCUCAAAAAUUCGACCCCAGCUUCGUGAGGUAUUACUGGAAGGAAAUGCUUGAGUGCAUCCAGGCCAUUCAUCGACAUGAUGUAGUUCACUCGGAUUUGAAGCCAGCCAAUUUUGUUCUUGUCAAGGGGAGACUGAAGUUGAUUGAUUUCGGUAUCGCCAACGCUAUUGAAACCGAUGAGACCGUCAAUGUCCAUCGAGAAAAUCAGAUUGGAACGCCAAAUUAUAUGUCUCCUGAAUCCCUCAUAGAUUUUAACGCUACCCCCGAUCAUCGAGGACAUAUUCAAAGCAACGCUCCGAGACUCAUGAAAUUAGGCAAGCCUAGCGACAUCUGGAGCUUGGGCUGCAUCCUCUACCAACUUACUUACGGCCGACCACCAUUCGACCACAUCCAAGGCAUGCUCCCUCGCUGUCAAGCAAUCAUCAAUAAAAACUAUGCUAUCAAGUAUCCCGCAACGGGAAGUGGUAAUGUCCCCGUCCCACCGGGACUUAUCAAGACGAUGAAAAAGUGCCUGGAGAGAAAUCAAUUCAAGAGACCAACGGCUACUGAUCUUCUUCUUGAAUCGGAUCCUUUCUUGAAUCCGGUGGAGAUUGAUGAUGAUGCUUUGCCUAUCACCGAAGAACUUUUGGGCAGGAUUUUGUUGAAUGUUGCUAGUAAGAUCAAGGAUCAUAGUCCUACGGAGGCGGAGUUGCUUAGUCUUUGGCCGCAGGGGUAUUUUGAUCGACUGAGGAAGAAUAUGAAGGAGGGAAGGCCGCUUUAGGGUUAUCGCACCGCUUCACUCAGAGGAGAGGUGUUGUUGGAUAGUGGGUAGGGGUUGUUAUGAGGUACCUGUGGUGGUGGUGGUGUUGUUAGAUUUAUUUUAAGGGAGAGAACUAUCCUGUUGUUUUUGAGCGUGUUGGUAGAUUUAGUCUUUGGGUGUUUCCAUUCUUCUUUUUCAUUUGGCGAGGGAUUGGAUUGGGGUUUUGGGCGUUGAAAAGGAUACUGUAACGAAUUCUUUUUGAUAGCAUGGCUGCAAGGUAGCAUUGUUCUGAUCGAUCUGCCAUUUUUGAGAGGCUCUUGUUUGGAGGGGGGUGGCUAUGCCCAUCACAAUAUAUGUUUUUAUGGGGAUGAGAUAGAUGCGUGCGGGAAAUGAAUGGGAUGGGAUGGGAUGGGUUG